This is a messenger RNA of Dunckerocampus dactyliophorus (ringed pipefish), 10065 nucleotides long. RefSeq names its product IQ motif and SEC7 domain-containing protein 1-like. The transcript has 14 exons. Bases 3956 to 7345 code for a protein of 1129 amino acids. Gene Ontology annotation, biological process: regulation of ARF protein signal transduction; actin cytoskeleton organization. Lineage: Eukaryota; Metazoa; Chordata; Actinopteri; Syngnathiformes; Syngnathidae. The record is from RefSeq and is a predicted model, not a curated record. Gene Ontology annotation, molecular function: protein binding; guanyl-nucleotide exchange factor activity.
AUAUGUUUGAAGAGACUUCCUCAAGUCUGUCGGUUUGUGUGAGAAGGUGCUUUGAUGCUCAGGAGGAGGACAUUAGUUUAGCUGAACUAUUGAUUUUUUUCUCCCGAAAACUAGGUCUCGUCUGUCAUCUCCCAGAAUCACUCGAUUUAGUGACUUUGAACGCUCUCGUUUGUGUCUACUUAGUGUUUACUUUACUGAAAAGGAGGCGAUGGUUGAAUUUAUUCAUGUGGGUCCCACUGGGAAGCUGCUCUGUUCACCUCUCACCUCCUGCAUAAUCUAUGCCUCUUUAGCCAGUCCAGCGUUGCAGCUUGCAUGAAGAAUGGCCAGGCAAACUAUACUUUAUGAACCUUUAAUCUAUGCCUGGAUUGCCCCGCCUUUCACCAAAACAUUCCAGUGCGGUCAUCUGAUAAGGUAAGAAGCCACCUGAAUUGAGUUGGCCCCUCAGCCCAUGCAAAUCUCUGCUUAAAAAAAAAAUCGUUUGUGCUGGUUUGUGCCGUUAAAAUGGUUGUUUCUGCUGUUUCCGUUUGUGAGUCAUUACAACUUAUUUAUAGGUCAAUUUAAGUUCACCCAGCCCCCCAUUUUCUCCAAAUGAACAAAAUAGUCGCAGUUGUUUGUGCUAGGUGUGCGCCAUUAAAAUGGUCGUUUGUGCUGUUUUUGUUUGCAGGUCAAUCUACGUUUGCCCAGCCCCUCAUUUUCCCCAAAGCAAACAAAAGUAGUCACAAUUGUUCGUGCUGUUAAAAUGUCCAUCUUUUGGUGACAAUUUAAACUGUAAAUCCAAAAUGGAAAACCAUAACAUAAAAUAUCCGGGACAUUGAUUGCCACAUAAGAUUAUUAGCAAUGCUACGUGGUUGCAGGUGUGUCAGAAAGGCCCCCCCUACACUGUCACGCUGUAUAAAUUACACCCCCAUCCCCCUGCUGCUGUGUUGAAACCAUAAAGAUGCCCUCAUGUCAUUUACUGCCUAUAAUGACUUAGGCCUCAGAUGCUCCUUUUACCGAACAAUCAAGAUCCAGCUGCUGAAACAGAAAAGCAGCUGAGUCAAUUUCUGCAUAAUCAACCACUUUCUGUCAGAGCUAUUGAAGUAUUGUGUUCCCUUUGGUCCGUUUGUUAUUGGUCAGAAAAGAACCACUAGUAAUACUGAAUUGAAUUACUGCGGUGCCUCAGUUUUCAUGAUUUGAUUCAUUCGAAAAGGUCAGGCAAAAACUGGAACAUACAAAAAACAAAGCAAUUUUUCCCAUAGGAAAUAAUGUAAACCCAAUUCAUCCGUUCCAGACACCCAAAGGUACUAACAAAACAAACAUUUUAUUUAUAAAUUAUAGUUUUACAUGCAGAAAAAGAUGAAAUUCAUUCAAUGUGCCACAGUACAAACAGUUUGUUACACGCAAUAUUGUACAACGAGACAGUGUACAAGAACCGUGGCACAAUUUUGGUGAAGAUUUUCGUCAAAAACUGAAUCAUACGAAAACGGGGGCGUUGGAAAAUCAAAGUUUGACUGUAUUUUGGAUCAGAGUGGUGUGGCCAGCUUUGUUUACAGUUGUGUUUGAUGUCUGGAUCACAAAGUGUGAAAGAAGCGCCUCUUAUAUGCUAAUGUGUUCACACAUAUGAAUACAGUUUUCUCCAGCUCUCAUUAAUAAUGCAUCACACAUUUAGCAGGCGACAUCUCUGAAUGGGAAUUCCCUCGGCUAUAAAGCAUGCUCAAUAACAAUCAAAAUCAUCGUGUUAGAUUUUAGUAGAACCAGCAUCGAGGCCAUCAAUCCUCUCAGAUGGGGGACGUCAGUCUACACUCGCCUUACUUCAGCAGAAUGUUCUGACAGUUUGUAACUGCUGGAUGGCAUCUGUCCUGUACACGUACUUCUGUGUUUUGGUGUUCAGUGGUGCUGAGAGAGAAGCUCUAAUACCAAGCUGGAUAAUACCCACAUUUGAAAUUACAGAGAUGUGACAGUUUCAGUUCACUUUUCACUUUUCAUUUGAUCACGCUGUCACAGAAAAUGAAAUUGUGAUAGAAAAACUCUUAAGUGGUAACAUUAGGCUAACUUUCUGAGACGCCGCAAUGCAAUUUUGUCAUCUGAAAGGGACAAGCAUUUCAUAGCCUUGUUUUCCAGUAAUAUGUGAUUUGUUGGAGUAUGUCCAAUGAAAUAGAAGGGCUGUCUUCCCAAAAUGGCUCCCGACACCGAGCAGCAUAUUUGAUGGGAACAAAAGAAGUACUUUUUUAUAUGUAUAAAAUUUUUGUGUUUUUUAAAGAUAAAAUAUUUCUUUUAAGGUGUGUUUGGUAAAUAAUUUGAGGUGAUUUGGGGAACAUACAGUCAUUUUUAAUAUACUGAAAACACAUUUUUGCAACGUCCUUUGUGGUGGAUAUGUGGACUUACUCCUUACUCGAUACUUCAAUUCAAUUCAUAGAAAAUAAUGAAGAUUGUUGAUGCAACAAAUGUGUCAAGAUGCAGAAAUGCAUACGUCUGUGACAAGGAGGAAAAAAAACGCUUCAUGCCGUGUCAUUCAUAGUAAUAUGACUUUAAAAGUGUGCCACGGAAUUGACAAAAUGCCAAAACCAAGAAAAAAUGAAGUUCAAUGCCAAUGCAGCUGUAAAAUGGAUGAUAAAAACAGCUAUAUCUAUAUUAUAAACUAUUAAUUGCAGUAGGUAUGAACAUUUUGUCAAAACAGUAGAAAAGACGAUGGAGGACAUAAUGAUUUAAUUAGCACUAGAUGCCGCUGUCCACUGCAAAGGACAAAAAAACCCCACACAUUUUGACAAAAAAAAUGGCAUAAUGAUUUCACCCAAGAUAUUUAUUAAAUGCAAAACAAAAACAUCUGUUUCAGUAGGUGUUUUUGUUGAGUAACUUUUACUACACAUGGAGUGUACAUCAAGUGUAUCAUAAAUACUUGGAGGAUGCCUGGUUGGUGUUGUAUGACAGUCACAUUGUCAACAAUCACACUAUGCUGGGUCACAUGUAAAACAAGUCCAUGAAUCCAAUAAUCCAUAAGCAACUCGUGUAAGCAUCGUUGUGGAAAUAUGGUCUUAUGCAGCUUGGUAGUUUGUUCUAGCUGUCCUUUUAAACAUAGCCAGUGUGUCAUAUAAAAAGCCUCACAUGUGUCAGCCUUGUGAUUGGCUGGUCAUCUGUCAAGGGUGCACCCCACCCAGUGCUGGGUUUGAUUCCUUUUCCUUGUGGAUACGCGGUAAAGAUGGACUUCAAGAGGUAUAUUCACAGCUGCUGACAGCUGCAAAGGGCUGACGUGUGUGUGAUUCAGUGGUAUUUUUUUCUGCACCGCCUGAGUGCACAGAUUCAUUGGAAUAUUCCGAUCAUUGGGUGUAACGCAUUACAUCUCAGACCUCACUUGCAUGCAUGCAGUCAUAUUGUAUUCAGGACUGUGUUGUUUCGGCAAAAUGGUCAGAGUAACUGAAAACAGCCUCUCCCAGCUGCUGAACUGGGAUUCACCCUCCCCGAGCGCGGACGUCCCAUUGAGAGCAAUGUGAUUGUUGGACUCAAGCCCAACUAUUACAAGGACCACAUCUUUAUCACUCUGGUUCCCUCUAGUUCUCUGGUUUAAACUAACAGCAUAGGCCCUGCCCAUCACUGUCAGGGAUCACAUGAGUAGAAGAUUGCUCCGAACAGACCGAACAAAAAGGAAGCGUGCAGAGAGCAAAAGGAGUUGUAGUGGGUGGAGUGCUUUUGUUCAGAGAGGGGUGAUUCUUCUUCUGCUAUACAUACUGGGUCGUUACCUUACUUGGUCAUCAGGCAUCAGCUGGCGAGGGCAGCUACUUGCAGUGGGACCGAAACCUCUACAGGACUGAAAGCAGAGAAAAUGAAACUCUCUGUGGGAUGUUGCAUGGAAAGAGAAGGAUGAGGACUGUAAUUUGUGGUGGAAGGGAGUGAACCCAAACUCUAUUUCCUCUGGUCAAGUCUCUGCAGUGUUAGUGGAGUUUUUUUGAAAAACGCUCGGCCAUGCACAUUUUUGGGGGGUAUGUCUGAGGUCUCCAGUGAUGUCACUACAGUGUGGAAUGCAAUGUGGAAGUACUGCAUUUCCAGCCGAACUAUAAGUGUGGAAGGGGACGGUCGGUCCAAUGAGAGCGGCCCUUCCCUGGAUGCAGGAGCCAGCUAUGGCCAGGGCCCGGUGACCCAUGGAUUGGCCAUCAGCCCAGACCGUUUUGAUAGCUCCCUCUACAGCCACGGGGUUCAACCUGGGCCUCAGAGACCCCGCCGGCCCAAGCUCCAGCACUCGCAGUCUAUCCUCCGGAAGCAGGCGGAGGAAGAGGCCAUCAAGCGCUCUCGUUCGCUCUCUGAAAGCUAUGAGCUUUCUGCUGACCUCCAGGACAAACAGGUGGAGAUGCUCGAGCGCAAGUAUGGUGGACGAUUCAUAACUCGGCAUGCGGCUCGCACGAUCCAAACUGCCUUCCGCCAGUAUCAGAUGAACAAGAACUUUGAACGUCUCAGGAGCUCUAUGUCUGAGAACCGCAUGUCCAGACGAAUUGUUCUCUCCAACAUGAGGAUGCAGCUGUCGUUUGAGGGCGCAGAGAAAGUACACAGCUCCUAUUUUGAAGGGAGACAGGUGUCCAUGACGGAGGACGGCGCCCCACUGUCCAUGAUGCAGUCUGAAGAUAUACAGGUCCAUCAGCAGGCCAAUAUGGCAUCUCAUCCGCCUCCACAGGGUGAUCUGACGGACGCUAUCACGGAGCUAGAGGACGCCUUCUCCAGGCAGGUCAAAUCUCUGGCAGAGUCGAUAGAUGAUGCACUGAACUGCCGUAGCCUUCAAGGGGAUGAAGGCCCGGACCCUGAGGUGGGCAGGGAGGUACCCUAUCAGGUGAAAUCUCACCGCAGGGCAGCCGGACACAUUCAUGAUGACACAAUGGCAUCUUAUAGUGAUGUCACUCUGUUCAUUGAUGAGGACGACAUGUCACCUCCCAUUGCUCUGUCGAGGUCAGGGGAUCAGCCCCCCGGUACGGAAUCGGACCUGCGGUUGCGCUCAGUCAACUCCUCCCAGGACUACUGGCCUGUUGACUCUAAAGAUGAGGGUCGUGACACAGAUACGAGCUGCCGCAGCACUCCUUCCCUGGAGUGCCAAGAGCAGCGUCUUCGAAUGGACCAUCUUCCUUUGCUGACCAUUGAACCUCCUAGCGACAGUUCUGCGGAGCUAAGCGAUCGCUCCGACCGGGGCUCAGUCAAACGGCCGCCUGUGUACGAGCCGCACGGCCACAUAGUAACAUCAUCCCAAGCAAGUCCCAAACAUAUUUCCCAUGGACCCCCGCCACGAGUGGCGUCCCGUGACGAGGAUGCCCCUCUUCGUCACCGCCACCGUCAGCUGGAAAGCCACCUAGCUAUCAACGGCUCAGCAAACCGGCAGAGCAAGUCGGAGUCUGACUUUUCGGACGGGGACAACGACAGCAUCAACAGCACGUCCAACUCCAACGACACCAUCAACUGCAGCUCGGAGUCCUCGUCGAGGGACAGCCUGCGAGAGCAGACGCUCAGCAAGCAGACCUACCACAAAGAGACACGCAACAGCUGGGAUUCGCCCAUUUUCAGCAAUGAUGUGAUUCGCAAGAGACACUACCGCAUUGGCCUAAAUCUCUUUAACAAGAAACCAGAGAAGGGCAUCCAGUACUUGACCGAGCGAGGAUUCAUCCCCGACACACCUGUUGGUGUAGCUCACUUCUUGCUUCAGAGGAAGGGCCUCAGCCGGCAAAUGAUCGGAGAGUUCCUUGGAAACCGACAGAAACAGUUCAACAGAGAUGUCUUGGACUGUGUGGUAGACGAAAUGGACUUCCAGAGCAUGGAGCUGGACGAGGCCCUCAGGAAAUUUCAGAACCACAUCCGUGUGCAGGGAGAGGCCCAGAAGGUGGAGCGACUCAUUGAAGCUUUCAGCCAGCGCUACUGCAUAUGCAACCCCACAGUGGUGCGGCAGUUCAGGAACCCUGACACUAUCUUCAUCCUGGCCUUCGCCAUCAUCCUCCUCAACACAGAUAUGUACAGCCCCAACGUCAAACCUGAGAGGAAGAUGAAGCUGGAGGAUUUCAUCAAGAACUUACGGGGUGUGGAUGAUGGUGAGGACAUACCCAGAGAGACUCUGGUUGGAAUCUACGAGAGGAUCCGGAAGCGGGAGCUCAAGACCAAUGAAGACCAUGUGUCACAAGUACAGAAGGUUGAGAAGCUCAUUGUGGGAAAGAAACCCAUUGGGUCGCUCCAUCAUGGCCUGGGAUGUGUUCUAUCGCUGCCCCAUCGUCGCUUGGUGUGUUACUGCCGCCUCUUUGAAGUGCCAGAUCCAAACAAGCUCCAGAAGCUGGGCCUGCAUCAGCGGGAGAUCUUCCUGUUCAAUGACCUUCUCGUGGUGACAAAGAUUUUUCAGAAGAAGAAGAACUCUGUGACGUACAGCUUCAGACAGUCCUUCUCGCUCUACGGGAUGCAAGUUCUGCUGUUUGAAAAUCAGUAUUACCCAAAUGGAAUCAGACUUACAUCAGCCAUCCCAGGUGCAGACAUCAAAGUCCUCAUCAACUUUAAUGCGCCCAACCCCCAGGACCGCAAAAAGUUCACAGACGACCUGCGAGAGUCCAUUGCUGAGGUCCAGGAAAUGGAGAAAUACAGAAUAGAAUCCGAGCUGGAGAAGCAGAAGGGGGUGGUGAGGCCCAGCAUGUCACAGAGCUCCGGCCUCAAGAAGGAAGCCGGAAAUGGCAGCAUGAAUCGUGCAAGUCUGGACGACACGUACGCAAUGGGCGAAGGUCUGAAGAGGAGCGCCCUCAGCAGCUCCCUGCGAGACCUCUCUGAAGCAGGCAAGCGGGGGCGUCGCAGCAGUGCAGGAUCACUAGACAGCAAUAUGGAAGGGUCCAUCAUUAGCAGCCCCCACACGCGCCGAAGAGCCACCACCCCGCGUGAGGGCGCACCCCGCGAGCAUCCUUCCCUCCCCAACUCGGCAUCCACCUCCAUCCUCGGCUCACUGUUUGGCGGCAAAAGAGGCAAACCAUCCGGCCAGAGCCACGGCCCGAUCCCCCCGCCUGGCCACCCCACCCUCAUAUCCCACAAGCCCCACCCCACCAACCUGCAUCACACGGCGCAGGUGGUGCACUCCGUGCAGGUGCAGCACCACGGACACCACCCGCAGUACUGCCAAGUCCCACAGAACCCGCCGCCUUACCACCACCACCACCAUUACCACCCCCCGCCUCACACGCAGUACCACAAGCACCCCGCCUACUCCUCACACGCGCACCAACACGGCCACACGCAGCACAGCCACUACAGCCAGCAUUCCCAUCACGCCUCCCACUCCCAGCACGCUCCGCACCACCACAGCACCCAACAGGCGGGCGCAGCACCCGGCGGACCCAAACCCAAACACAGUGGCAUCAGCACUGUAGUGUGAUGACGCCGCCGACACGGCGAGGAGGGCACCACGAAAGAGGGGGACUGUUUCUGACACCAAAGGGACUGACAGCGCGACUCUACGGCCUGUCCACUGUGUUUUACUGCUGCUGCCAUGGAAACCACCUGCAGGCACUGUUUCACCUCCACGUCCAACCAGUUAGCAGGAUGGACGUUUGGACUCCAGUUUCCCACCAGGGGCCUUUAUUACUAGUUAGUCUGAUUCCGGGCUGCCCGCUCCCUUCCCCCUUUCAGCAGGGUUCCACAGGACGGGUGGGUGUGUACAGGAAGAUGCCCUGUGCUGUCCAGACGCACACGCACGCACACACGCACACACACACACACACACACACACCGCCGGGCCGCCGCCCUCCGCGGCCUGUCUCACCACCGUAUAAUCAGGAGGAAAGACAACCAGGCGCAACAAUGACGUACAUUGUCGUGCACAGCUUUUUCGGUUUGCAAGUCACAUGGAUGCUAUUUGUCCUUGCCUCCGAUAGAGCUCACAUGUAGUAAAAAUAUAAUCAUUUGACUUCAAAUCUGAGGAGUCCUAUUAGUUCUAGUGCUGUAUUUACUGUAGAUGACAGCUGUACGUGUUGUCUCCUAGCGCUCAUACAUAAAUGUGCCAAUUAUUAAUGCAUAAUCUAUUUAGUCAAGACUUCCUGUACAGUAUAUUGUGCGUAAAGUCAUUUGUAAGAUUAUACUUACAACUAUUAUUAUCAGCAAAAAGUUUAUCAGUAUUAUACUGACUCUGGGGUAGCAGGAUGCGGACGCAGCGAAAAUCAGCCUGAAAUCGAACUCAUGAGUUUGGCCUUUGCGGGAAGUAGGCUGGAGGUGGCAGCUGUUGCAGCGUGACGUCCAAAGUUGUCGUUACCAUUCAUGGGAAUGUUUUUGAGGUGGAGGUUUGGAGCGUGAGCGUUGAUUGCACAGCACACAGGAAGCAACAGCUGCCUUCUCCGCUCAUUGAUUCCCACUCGUAGAAUAUUGUUUUCCUGCUUUGAUGAUUUUUUUUCUUCCUUCCGAACUCGCCAACGAGUUAUUGCGAGUGACUCAAAUCAGUCCUUACAGAGUGAAGUAUUUCUUUUUCUAUCAUAUGUGCAAUAUCUUUGUACUGAUUAGGAACAAGCAAGGCGUCCCUCCUCUUUGUCUAUUUAUUUAUCUUUAUCUUUUUUUUGUCGGGCCCUCUCUGUCUAAAUUAAUGUUAAUGCUCGCUGCAGGCUCGGAGCCGGGUGGAAUGUCUCGUGAGUGAUUUUUGCAUGUACUGUUAUUGAUGUGAGGCUAUCCUCUGCACAUUGUAUAACAAAUCAGUGUUACCAUAGCGAGUUUAAGUGCAAUCAUGUUCCCAAACGCUGACUUGUACUGAGAGUGGAAGUCUUUUGUUGUCCAGGAUGAGAUUCAGGUGAUAGAUCCAACUUUUUUUUUCCAUUUAGGAACAUAUAUGUAUAAAUACUUACAAGGUGAAGAAAGAGAGGAAUGUGUGUAUAUAUUUUAAUAAAGGAAUAUACUUCUCCUUGGACUGAACAGAAAUAUUUUGCUGGAUAAGCACAUAUAAAAAAAAAACAAAAACAUUUUUUUCAAGAAAUGCAGUUAUACCGCAGAAAUGUAAACUGAACAAAGUAACUGGGAAUAUGUAAAGAAUAACUUUAUACAUUCUACAAAUAAGAGUCUAUUCUAGUGUGCACAUUGGUGACUGUAGGCAGUUUGUUCCAAUAUUCAGGUUGUACAUGUAUUUUAAGAGUCACAAUGAAAUCCAUGGCCAUCAGUCAGGCUUCCAGCUUUCUCCUCGUGUGGAAGGUUCUCACAUAUCACAUGUAGGACAUGAAUGUGUCUUUCUGUCGACUUGGAUGUUUUGCUAUAAUUCGGACCCUCGAGUCCCGUUCGUGUUCUGAUGUGUGUUUUCUCCAGUCAUUUCUGUGUGUGUGUGAGAAGGAACCCCAAACAAUGCACUGCAUGGAUCUGAUGCAUCACAUGUCCUAUUCACUGUGAGCUGAUGGGGGUGGGGGGGAAAGGAAAAAAAGAUCAGCCUUUUUUUUUUUUUAUUUAAUUUUGUUUCCUUUUUUUUAUGGUUUGGAGUUUGCCAAUGUUGCUGUGUUCUUGCUGUGUUUUGGUGUUCGGCUGGUUAAUAUUGAAGCUCAGCAUGUAUUUCAUCAACAAAGCCAUUGUGUACAUGACAAACAUAAAGAACAUUGCACUUCCUUCGCUGAGGGCUUUCAUUGUGUAAACAUGAGAUGUGGAUGUGCAAACUGCUUGGAAGGAGGAUUUAUCUUCACGAAGGUGUAAAGGGACCAAAAUGGCGGUGAAAAGAAGCUGUACAUAGUGUGAAUAUGAUCUAUGCUCUGUUCUGAUCAAGACGUACAGACGUCACCUCUUGGAGUGAGUGAGGGCUGAACAUAUCGACCGUCUCUGGAACUGACAUUUGCUGUAGAAAUCAAAAAGCAGACUGUUAGAAAAGUUAGCUACCAUUGACGUCAUGCUCCUUCCAUACACACACACACACACACACACACACACUGCGCACUCAGACAUAUGCAUCUCACUGCAAGCUGUUCAGUCUGUUGUGAGACUCAUUAAAAGAAAAAAAACUAAAAAAGGAAACCACAAGAAUGGCCUCAUUUAUGUGUGCAUUCUGUUUGUACAGUGAGUAGUGAGUCAGUAAGACCCCAGUUAUUGUAAAACUUCAACUGUGACAAUGUUGAGAACGCAAAAUAAACAAAUAUAUGA